Molecule: messenger RNA, 1232 nt
Organism: Sinocyclocheilus rhinocerous
Lineage: Eukaryota; Metazoa; Chordata; Actinopteri; Cypriniformes; Cyprinidae
Product: alpha-(1,3)-fucosyltransferase 9-like
Exons: 1
Coding region: 52-1200 (382 amino acids)
Cellular component (GO): membrane
Molecular function (GO): alpha-(1->3)-fucosyltransferase activity
Source: RefSeq, a predicted model, not a curated record
AGCCGAAUAUUGAUCCAUUUGACAUUUGACAUCUUUUUCCCUACAUUAGUGAUGGACAAAAUGCCCACAACUAUUUCAAAAACCACUCAGAACAUUACAAUCGCCAUGUUUUUGAUGGCAUGUUUUACAAUCUACAUGUGCUACAACUCAACCAAAAACUUGUUCAGCAAAUCCACUGCUGCUCACGUCCAGAUAAAUAACAUCAGCGCAGAAACUUGCCUCAGUGUUCUUAAGAUGCAGAACUACAAGUGCACUGCGAACAUCAAACAUCUGAUAGGAACAUCUAAAGAGAAAGGAGAACCAGACACCAUUCUGUUGAUCUGGAUGUGGCCUUUUGGCAACAGUUUUGGAUUUGGACCCUGCAGUUCGGCUUUCGAUAUCCAUGGCUGUCGUUUAACGGAUGACAGAGGUCUGUUUAACCAAGCACAUGGGGUAAUGUUUCAUCAUAGAGAUAUUCGUAGGGAUUUAUCUAACAUGCCACAACUCCCACGACCAGCUUUCCAGAAGUGGGUAUGGUGGAAUAUGGAGUCUCCAAGUAAUUCAUAUCCACUUCCCUUGCUAAAGGAUCUAUUUAAUCUGACUUCAAGCUACCGCGGGGAUUCGGAUAGUCCAGUACCUUACGGUAGGAUCACAGACACCACAGAGGAAGAGAAAAAAUAUACUAUCCCAAAGAAGGACAAAUUCGUUUGUUGGGUAGUGAGUAAGUUUAAGACAGACUUUAAGCGUUCACAAUACUAUACUGAGUUAGUGAAAUUCAUUAAUGUGUCAGCUUAUGGCAGGCACUUCAACAACCCAAUUAAUGGUAAAGAUUAUUCCAGUUUAGUGUCCAGUUGCAAAUUCUACCUGUCGUUUGAGAAUUCCAUUCAUAGAGACUAUGUGACCGAGAAGCUGUUCAAUGCUCUAGCGCUUGGUGCCGUUCCUGUUGUUCUUGGACCGUCCAGAGAAAACUAUGAGCUGUUCAUCCCAAGUAAAGCCUUCAUCCAUGUGGAUGACUUUCCAUCCCCAAAAGAACUGGCCGAUCAUCUGAAACUCCUGGACCAAAACGAGGACCUGUACAAGCAGUACUUCACCUGGAGAGAACAUUUUGUUUCAACGGAAACAUUAUUUGGUCUUGAACAUGCCUGUCGGAUUUGUGAUCAUAUUAGAAGGAAUAAGCACUACAAAGUGGUCAAAGAUCUCAACAGCUGGUUCUGGGGUUGAGGGCACUUUAAGAGAUGCUGAGUGAAGGGUGU